AUGUCCACCAACGCCGAGCCAAUACCGACUGCACUCGAACCUCGAGCGCCGGGAAAUGACGCCCUUCGCAACAAUCCGGAUGGGGCGCAACAUACCGAGGCUGCGGCCCCUUCGCUCACAGAAGCACUGAGGUUGCGUCGCAACCUGCUGCAAUCCCUGUGGAUCGGCGUGCGACAGCUUCCGCGUGGAAGGCGCAUCGUGCUCCUCAUCCGCAUCUGCGUCUCUCUCGCCCAAAUCGUCGCCUUCAUCCCCAUCCUUUCGCUGCCUGGCUCGCAUCGCAUCUCGCCCUCGCACGAGGACGGCAGAGUGUGCAACCCAGACAGCCUCUUCAAGUAUCUCGUCGUCCACAUGGUCCGUCUCGCCCUCGACAUCCCUGUCGAGCUCUACCUCGGCCUCAGUCCGCACCGCACGCGCCAAGGUCGCCGAGCCGGGCCAGAGGCGCGUGCCAUCGCCGAGCGCGACCGUCCACUGGGCUCCGAGUACCUCGACGUCAAGGUGGGCAAGAUCAGCACGCUGCUCGGCAUCGCAUCGCUCGUCAUCUUCUUUGUGGGCAACGCGAUCGUGUACAGCAGCACAGAGUGCUCGCGCAAGCCCGCAGAGGCAGUGCCGCUCUUCUGGUCCGCGCUCGCCUCGCUCGUCGUGGUGUACAUCUUUAUCGUCGAGAUCGCCGUGCUGGCCUUCUUGAUCGUGUGCGCGCUGCCGCUGCUCAUCGUCAUCAUGCGCGCGCUCGGCCUCAACCACAGACUGCCGCAGCGAGAGCUGCAUCCCGAGACGGGAAAGAUCGACCAGCAGGAAGUCGAUAAGCGCGUCAAGCUUGUGUAUUAUACUCCGGCCGAAGCGGACGAUGGGAAUCAGCCCAUGGAUCAGAUAUCCGCACAGGAAGCCAGCACACCUGGUGAAGGCGCUGACGCGACAUCUGCCCUGCAGCCGUCAAGAGCCGGGAUGGGAUCGCGGCAGGCCACGCAGGACUCGCUCGCGAGCGCCUCGCAUCCUGUGCUUGGACGUUUGAGCCGGCUCACUCGGCUCAUUGUCGCACGUCGGCGCUCAGGCCCGUCCGCCAACGGCGAGUCGUCAAAGACCGCUGCAUCGAUACCAGCCACUGCCACCAGCACACCGGCAGCAGAGGGCCGGUCCGCAGCGCCUCCCGGGGCCACAUCCGGCCAGCGACCGGGGCUCAAGUAUCCGCUGCAUCCGCUGCCGGCGCACCGCGCAACAUGUCCUAUCUGCCUGUGCGACUUUGAGGAGCCCGAGGCCGGGCAGGAGCCGGAGCCGGAGCCGCUGCGGCUGCUGGCGUGCGGCCAUGUGAUGCACCGCUCGUGUGUCGACCAGUGGCUCACCACCGUCUCGGGUCGGUGUCCCGUAUGUCAGAAGGCGGUCAUUCCCGAUGCCGACGAAGAGGCUGCUCCCACUGCGCCCGCCAACGAGGCGGUGGAGAUGCAACCACUGCCCUCUGCAACGCACUGA
This is a messenger RNA of Moesziomyces antarcticus, 1464 nucleotides long. RefSeq lists its product as uncharacterized. The transcript has a single exon. Lineage: Eukaryota; Fungi; Basidiomycota; Ustilaginomycetes; Ustilaginales; Ustilaginaceae. Bases 1 to 1464 code for a protein of 487 amino acids. The record is from RefSeq and is a predicted model, not a curated record.